CGCGCGACCUGGUGCGGCAGCACGGGGGCCUGGACCCGCUGGUGAAGCUAGGCGCGGAGCCGCUGGGCGCGCGCCGGACAAGCCGCUGCUGGCCGCCGUCACGGGCGCCAUCUGGAAGUGCGCCCACCUGCCCCUGAGAACGUGUUACCGCGCCUCAACGAGCUGCGCACACCGUCGAACGUGCUCGUCCAGCCUGCUCGAGACGAGAACGAGGAGGUGCUGACGAACGCGGUGGGCGGGCUGGCGGAGUGCGCCAAGACGGCGGAGAACCGCGCCACGCUGCGCCUGGCGGGCGGCAUCCCGCUGCUGGUGGCGCUGCUGUCGGGCACGAGCGCGCCCAUGCUGGAGAACGUGGCGCGCGUGCUGGGCGAGAGCGCGCGCGAGCUGGAGUCGAUGCGCGUCAUCGAGGAGCUGGACGGCGUGCGCUUCAUCUGGUCGCUGCUCAAGAACCCGUCGCCCCGCGUACAGGCCAACGCCGCCUGGGCGCUCUGCCCCUGCAUCGAGAACGCGCAGGACUCUGGAGAAAUGGUGCGCAGUUUUGUGGGAGGCCUUGAAUUAAUUGUGAGCCUACUGCACUCUGAAGACUCUUCUGUCUUGGCAUGUGUGUGUGCAGCAUUAGCUCGAAUUGCUCAAGAUCGAGAAAAUUUGGCUGUUAUUACAGAUCAUGGGGUGGUGCCUAUGCUUGCUCAACUUGUUCUCACACUUGCGAGCAAGCAGCAAAAGCACAGGGCAGAAAAUGGUUCUGAAGAGAAGAAGGAAAGGAACAGCUGUCCUCAUGAUGAAAGCAAGUCUAAUCAAGAGGUGACAUAA
Molecule: messenger RNA, 810 nt
Organism: Gryllus bimaculatus (two-spotted cricket)
Lineage: Eukaryota; Metazoa; Arthropoda; Insecta; Orthoptera; Gryllidae
Source: the annotation of a GenBank genome assembly